Halichondria panicea is the source of this 1267-nucleotide messenger RNA. RefSeq names its product N-acetyl-D-glucosamine kinase-like. Gene Ontology annotation, molecular function: N-acetylglucosamine kinase activity. The record is from RefSeq and is a predicted model, not a curated record. Lineage: Eukaryota; Metazoa; Porifera; Demospongiae; Suberitida; Halichondriidae. The transcript is spliced from 10 exons. Bases 77 to 1111 code for a protein of 344 amino acids.
CCUAGACCUAGCCACUCCCAUCUUUUAUACUUUGCUGCACUAUAUAUAAUAGCUACGUACUGUUGCUCCUCUCGUCAUGGAAAGAACUGACAGACUUUAUGGUGGGAUUCAGGGAGGUGGCAGUGGUUCUGAUGCAGUGCUCAUCACUGAGAGUGGUAACAUUGUAGGGAGGUCACACGGACCAGAAACUAAUCCGUGGCAAGUUGGGUUCGAUGUCGUGGUGGACACAAUCAGUGACAUGGUCUCACGGGCCAAGAAAGAUGCAGGAGUUGACCCCAAUACUCCUCUCAUUACUCUUGGUUUGUCGCUGAGUGGAGGAGAGAUGACUGAAGCUCAAGAGAGGAUCAUAGCCGGCCUCAAGGACAAGUACCCUCACACAAGCACCCACUACCAUGUCUGCACUGACACAUUUGGCUCCAUAGCUACAGCCUUCUCCAGUGGAGGAAUGGUGCUGAUAUCAGGAACCGGCUCCAACUGCCAGCUGCUCAAUCCAUCCGGGGGCGUGGCACCUCGUUGUGGAGGGUGGGGCCACAUGUUGGGAGACGAAGGCUCAGGGUAUUGGAUCAGUCAGAGGGCCAUGAAGACCGUGUACGACCAUGACGAUGGGUUUGUGAUCUGUGAACAUGAUGUCACAGCAGUGAGAGAUCUUAUCUGGAAGAAAUUUCAGAUGCAAGAUCGCUUCGAUAUACUGCCCCAUAUCUAUGAGAAGUUCAGUAAAGCAAAAGUGGCUCUUCUCUGCAAAGACUUGGCUCAAUUGGCCCAAGAGACUGGAGAUCCACUGGCUGUUCAACUGUUCAGGAUUGCUGGACAAAUGCUGGGAAGGCACAUCAGGACUCUCAUUCCAAAGGCUGACAAAUCUUUGCUGUGUGAGCCCGGAGGUCUCCACAUAGUUGCCAUUGGAACAGUACUAAUAAAAGCUUGGGAUCUUCUGAAGGAAGGCUUUUUGUCUGCACUAUCGGACACUGGAGUUGAGUUUACCCUGGUGAGCCUGAAAGAGGGUGUGUCCUCUGCAGUAGGAGCAGCUGCUCUAGGAGCCAAGGCAGCUGGCCUCUCUCUCACGAUGGACCACGCAGCUAAUGUCAACGUGCUGUUUCAUUACAAACCAACUUGAUUUGCAUAAGAUCGAGUGUUGAAUAUGCAGGUACAUGUACUUCGUGUUAAACUUCUUAGCCUAUUUUAUUUUUUGUCUUUUAUAAUUACUAUACCCAAUUUCAAAAUUGCUGUACAAAAAUGAUUGUAUACACAUCAGACUUUUAGUUUAGUGGAA